GGUAUUGUGGGAGUUGUAGGCAGUGCGGCGCGGGCCCGGACAGAGCAGGCGCUAUAAAUCCUGGAUCCUCCAUUCCCAUGGCUGGGCACCGAGGAGCUGCCUGGUGAUUCCAGGGCAUGCUGAUGCUGUUUUGCCAGGAGAGAGAUGGGGAAAAGGUACUUCUGUGACUACUGUGACAGGUCCUUCCAGGACAACCUGCACAACAGGAAGAAACACCUCAAUGGAGUUCAGCAUCUCCGGGCUAAGAGAGUCUGGUACGACUCAUUCCGAGAUGCUGCUGCUAUCCUGCAGGAAGAGCAAACCAAGAAACCUUGUCGGAAGUUUCUGCAAACAGGCCAGUGUGAUUUUGGGUCCAACUGCAGAUUUUCUCACAUGACAGAGCAGGACCUGGAGAAACUGAGUGCCCAGGUUCAAGGGGAGAAGAGACUGAAGGAGCUGCAGAGGGAGGGAGCAGAUAUCCCACCUGGCACCAUCGAGGACUGGCUGGACAAGAGAGCCCAGAGGCUGAGUGCAGCUCAGAGUAACAGUGCUCUUCCUGAGAAACCAACACCAUUCCAGUACCCUCCAGGCUGGCCACCAGUGCAGGAGCUGCCCCCAUCCCUGCAGGCCCCCCCACCCGGGGGGUGGCUGGUGCCCCCCAGCCUGCAGUGGGGCUGAGGCAGUGGCAUCCCCAGAGCCUGGCUAGGGCUGGCUGGCUGCCUCUGCUCUGGGAAAGGGACAUAAUUAUUUAUACACACUUUUAUUUCAAUAAACCCUCCUCCUGCCUGUUGCA
Messenger RNA from Cinclus cinclus, 772 nucleotides. RefSeq names its product zinc finger matrin-type 5 (gene ZMAT5). NCBI's taxonomy places the organism in Eukaryota, Metazoa, Chordata, Aves, Passeriformes, Cinclidae. The transcript is spliced from 6 exons. Gene Ontology annotation, molecular function: zinc ion binding. Bases 145 to 657 code for a protein of 170 amino acids. The record is from RefSeq and is a predicted model, not a curated record. Gene Ontology annotation, cellular component: U12-type spliceosomal complex.